This is a messenger RNA of Strongylus vulgaris, 351 nucleotides long. Lineage: Eukaryota; Metazoa; Nematoda; Chromadorea; Rhabditida; Strongylidae. The record is from the annotation of a GenBank genome assembly.
AUGACAACAUUUCUGCUCCAGGUGCUGGCUCUUUUCCUCAUUGUGAACAUCGCCGCCCCGCAACGAUCCACUAGUGAAGAUUCUGACGAGUUUACUCCUCGCGUGCCUCCACGAACUACCACCAGCAGCGACAGCGAUGAGUUUACCUCUCGUCCUGUACGAACUACUACUCGUACAUCACCGCGGACUACUACCAGCAGUGAAAGUGACGAGUUUACUUCCCGAGAUCCACGUACCACCACGGCAGGUGUGUUUUGCAAGCAGUAUUUUCUACGAUUUAUUGACUUCUCUUUUCAGCAAACCGGUGCAAUAACUUCAGCUGCAGAUCAAAUGAGAAGUGCGUUCAGUUAG